AUGGGUUUGAGGAGGGAUGAUCUUCUAUCGUCUCUCUCCACGCUCCCCACCACUUCACUCCUCAGGAAUUCCUACUUCAGGCCUUGGAGGACAAACUUGGCGAGACAAGAGUCUUCGAGCACGAUCAAUUUGACUAAGGAUAAAUUUGAGGUUAUACUUGACGUCCAGCAGUUCGCGCCCGAAGAGAUCACAGUGAAAGCGUCCAACAACUCAGUGUUGGUCGAAGGUAAACAUGAGGAGAAACAGGACGAGCACGGGUUCAUAUCUCGCCAGUUCACACGCCGCUACAUCCUUCCCACUGGUUAUGAUGUAGCUGAUAUCAUCAGUUCGCUGUCUUCUGACGGUGUUCUCACCAUCACUGCUCCGAAGAGGCCACCCCCAGUAGCUGGAGAAAGGAUUAUUCCCAUUACCAAAACUGGCCCAGCAAAGGAUAUCCCUAAGCCUGAACAGCCUCGGGAACAAACCGUUCCCAUUAUAACAUCCCCUUGA
This is a messenger RNA of Leptosia nina, 489 nucleotides long. The record is from the annotation of a GenBank genome assembly. NCBI's taxonomy places the organism in Eukaryota, Metazoa, Arthropoda, Insecta, Lepidoptera, Pieridae.